Molecule: messenger RNA, 2440 nt
Organism: Gigantopelta aegis
Lineage: Eukaryota; Metazoa; Mollusca; Gastropoda; Neomphalida; Peltospiridae
Product: DNA-directed RNA polymerase III subunit RPC7-like
Exons: 6
Coding region: 276-905 (209 amino acids)
Biological process (GO): transcription by RNA polymerase III
Cellular component (GO): RNA polymerase III complex
Source: RefSeq, a predicted model, not a curated record
UCCCACAACGCAGCACAUUAUUUGAUUUAUGUCCAAGAAACCUUUUAUAUUUACCAAGUUACAAAUUAAUAACUUUCCGUCUUUAGUAUUAAAUGUUUAAAAUAAUAAUUGUUGUUACAGUAGAUUCAAUUUAUCAUGGAAAUAUAUUUCAUGUCGCAAUGACUAGUUAUACGAAAUCGUAACAUGUUGCAAGGCGAUUGUGAUUGCUGUGAAAUGAUUUAAUUGAGAUAACUGUAUUUUGUACAAGACAGCAGUAAUUUGUGAACGUGGUUGUGAUGGCGGGGCGAGGGAGAGGUCGAGGUAGAGGAAUUUCAUUCAACAUCGAAGCUCUUGGAUUUGGACGUGGAGAAGCACUUCCUACGUCGGUGCAACAACCACCACCUCUUUUUCCACCUCAAGUGUUCAAGCCUGUUGACUUGAUACAGAGUGAUGACACUGACUAUAUGCUGGCUCUGAAACAGGAGUUCCGUGGAGCGGCACGCAAGGCGCCAUAUCACCUCAACCCGACAGAGAAGAAAAGGGAUAUUGAUCGCUACUCGGACAAGUAUCAGCUGGGUCAGAAUGACAAUAACGAUAACUGGAAACCAGACUGGAGAAGGCUGCCAAAAGAACUGAGAAUUUUGGAGAAGAAAGUUCGGAAGCCUAAAGCCAUCAUCAAACCAAAGGAAGAAGUUAGUGUUGAUGUACUGAAGACACUGGAGAUUUUGGAGAAGAAAGAUGGGGAAGGAGAGACACAAGCCACUGAAGAAAACGAAGAAGAGGAAGAAAAGAAAGAAGAAGAGGAGGAGGAGAUAUUUGAUGAAGAUGACCUUGAAGAGGAGACUGAUUACAACGUAAACUACUUUGACAAUGGAGAAGGGUAUGGCGAUGAUGAUGAAGAUGUUGAUGAAGGACCAAUCUACUAAAAACUACAAUAAUCACAGUUCAGAAGUUAGACAAAAAACAAGACGUUUGGUGUCGAUGAGAUGCCUGGUACAUUAUAUGUGUAUAACUCUUGUGAACCAGUUAAGACUGAGCUUAUACAAAAGGUAUGCCAAGAGAUGGGUUUCCUUUGUAUGGACUGUGUUGGUACUUAUACCCAUACAACUUCUUCUAUGGUCACGCUACACAGUUGAUCAUUCUCUAGAUUUGGUGUCCUGCUGUGUUGGAUAAGACUUCUGGAUCAAGAUUUCUUUUGUGGAUCAGUGAUUAUAUAUCAGUCAGUGUUGGGCAGUGAUUAUAUAUGAGUCAGUGUUGCUCCAUUGGGGCAGUGCUUUAUUCUUAUUUUGUUGUACAGCCUGCUACAUUAUAUGUGUGGAACACUUGUGAACCAGUCAAGACUGUCCUUAUACAAAAAGUAUCCCAAGUGAUGGGUUCUUUUUAAAUGGACUGUGUUGGUACUUAUGGACAACUGCUGCCCAUACGACUUCUGUUCUCAAGCUACACAAUACACUUGAUCAUCAUUUAGAUUUGGUGUCUAGUUGUGUUGGAUAAUACUUCAGGAUCAAGCCUUGUUUUGUGGACCAAAGAUUAUCUGUCAGUGUUGCUCCAUUUGGCCAAUGCUUUAUUCUUCUUUUAUUCUACAGUGGGCAAGACUGAAUGUUGUCCCAUUUGGCCAAUGCUUUUUUUCCUUCUUUUAUUGUCCAGUGGUUAAGACUGAAUGCUGCUUCAUUUGGCUAGUGGUUUUACCCUUGCUUCCUUGAACAUGGGACUGCAGGAUGAGCUCUGGAGACUGUGGUUCUGUUUGACAUGAACAUUCAUCAGUGUCUACCAGUUUCAGGCGGUACAUAUAGGCCUGGAGUUACAUGUGAUUAAGGGAUAAAUACUUUUUACAAUUAGAACUUCUAUUUUUUAACUUCUCUAGAGCUCAAUGUACUGUCCUGAAGGCUUGUUUACCAUUCACUCACAGAAGUUUACUAAAAGUUACAGAGGAAAAAAGAAAGUGGGAAAUAGAAACUUAAGACAAGGACCUGCAGUGCAGUUUAAAUAGUGUUUUGAUGAAAACGGUUUGUACUUGAUCCUCAUAAAUAAAGAGUAUCUUUGAGUGAGUAUUCCAACAGUUGGUCGGAAUUUCUCUAAUAGUAAUAGCUCAGUUUGUGAAAAAUGUAUUUGUGAGGUAAGAGGUUGCAUCAUAAUGAAACGUAUGUGAACCUUGAUGUUACUGAUUACAACAAAUGCAAAUGCUAGAUAUAUAGAAUAUUACACAGGAUUGGUGUCCAUAAAAAAAAAACAAAAAAAAAAGCAUUGAACGUUUCAUAGCGUAUGAGUGAUUUUGUUUUACAAACUAUAACUGUUGACAACAUGUGAUGUCUCAUUUAUUACUCACAUUCAAAGAAUGUAAUAUUUGUCAAAAAAUCGGUACAUCAGGUAAAUCAUGCAAUAUUUUGUUAUACAAGUUAUACAAAUGUUUGAAUCACAUUAUAUACUUUUCUUUUAUGAAAAUAAAAGUGAUUUAAUCAUC